CUUCUAUCGGCUGCGCCUUUACUGUGGCAGUGCAAAACUACUACUUCUCCUGCAUGAAGAUUCCUCUUUAAACAAGAGUCGGUGUCCAAACAACUAGGAGGCAGGAUGUAACUAGAUGAACUUCGAGAUGGCAGAACACAACUCAACGGGCCUGCCGCGCGCUCCUCGCAAAAACGUCGUGGCAGCAUUAGUGCUCAGGGCCCGACCGCGAAUGCGUGCCUACUCACCCAAAGUCCGCACAGGAUGCAUUACUUGUAGAACACGCCGAAAGAAAUGCGACGAAGAGAAACCAAUCUGCCGACGGUGCAGGGAGGAGCAGUUUAAGUGCGACGGUUACGCUUCUUUGCCGUCCAAGAAGAAACAGCCAGCUGCACAAAAGAACACCUCUUUGAGAACUCAAACAACGAAGUCGAUAUCAAGGUCAGUCGAGAAGAUUGUCCGUCGAUACAAUCAACACGAUCUAGUCGCAGGCGCCAGGAUCAAUCUCCACCUCGAAGCUCAGGGGGCCGGUGGGAUGUUCUUACAUCACUUCCGCUCCAUUACGAUCAUUGACUUUAUUCGCGUCGCCAAUCCCAAAGAUUUUUGGUUUCGUAGAGUGCUCCCGAUGUGUCAUGACGAUCCUGUCGUCCGGCAGGUCGUUGUUGCGCUCGGUGCAGCCCAUCGAUGCUACCUCGACACAAUCUCCAAACCAGGCCCAGAGAGUGUGAGCGCAGUGCUGAGUCAUACCGAAGGUGUUGCCGUUAGCCUGUACAAUGAGGCCAUAACAAAGUUGAUCAGUCUGGAAGUCACAUCGUCCAGCUCAGGCGACAGGGAGCUAAAGUACCUCAUCUGCUGCCUACUUUUCGUUUGCCUCGAGUAUAUGCUUGGGCGCUUUGACGAAGCCGUCCGCCAUAUAAAAGCUGGCUGCCAGCUUUUCCAGGCCUCAGACUUGUCGACUGCGCCGGACGAUGUCCGACAGCUGUUCCAGGAGGCUGGCACAGUAUUCCUCCGCCUCAUCGUCGACGCAACCAUUCCCCCACAAGAUUAUGAUAUUCCCAAUAUUACGCCGCAUGCCAAACCUCUGAUGGAAAUCGACGACGCGUCACAGGCCUUCUCGAGUCUUGCUGAAGCUAAAGAUGCUAUAUGGGACCUAGAUGUGAGGAUGGCAUACUGCAGCGAGGGUCAGCACGACGAUCCCAAAGAGAGGCUUGAAAAGCCCGAUUUUGAGAAUUGCAAUGAAGACUGGAAGGAGCUUUCCAGCUUGUUCGAAGUCUGGAGGUCCAAGUUUAAUCUCCUUAUCUCAGCUCUCGGCAACGUCAAUAUUCUUCCAAUUGACAUACAGCGAGAGAUACUUGUCCUCACUGCCCAGCGUUAUAUGUGGGACACCAUCCUAUACCCGGAAGACAGUCUUGAAGAUGAGGGAUUGCGGGAGCUUUGCCAUGCCCACAUCGAUUUGGUAGAGCAAACGUACCGCAUAGAGGCUACUUGGAUGGGACGCCCUGUAUUCACGUUGGAUAGUGAUACAAUACCUGCAAUGUUUCAUGCCGCGACCUAUUGCCAGGACCCCGCCAUCACAACACGCGUCAUCGACCUUCUGCGUCAGUACAGACGACGAGAGGGUCUGUGGGAUAGUUGGGAAGUGGCAGAUAUGCUUUCCAAACAGUUGGAGACUACCAAUACGGCGCUCGAGGAUGGUUUCGUUCCAAGGCUGUUGCUAAGAUAA
Molecule: messenger RNA, 1702 nt
Organism: Paraphaeosphaeria sporulosa
Lineage: Eukaryota; Fungi; Ascomycota; Dothideomycetes; Pleosporales; Didymosphaeriaceae
Exons: 2
Coding region: 116-1702 (528 amino acids)
Biological process (GO): regulation of DNA-templated transcription
Molecular function (GO): zinc ion binding; DNA-binding transcription factor activity, RNA polymerase II-specific
Source: RefSeq, a predicted model, not a curated record